This is a messenger RNA of Magnolia sinica, 1699 nucleotides long. Its product is annotated as GDSL esterase/lipase At4g10955-like. The record is from RefSeq and is a predicted model, not a curated record. Bases 427 to 1539 code for a protein of 370 amino acids. Lineage: Eukaryota; Viridiplantae; Streptophyta; Magnoliopsida; Magnoliales; Magnoliaceae. The transcript is spliced from 2 exons.
UGAUCAUUGGAUCUCAUUAAUUCUUCGUUUAAUAUCCUAAAAUAAGUUCAAUAAAGGGAUGGACCGAGUGGAUAUAACACAAACAUCAUGGCGGUGGGCCCCACAGAGCUUUGGGUUACAGGAGAUCUGUGUCAUCCCGGUUUACAGGAAAGUUAUGUGCCGUUUCUACUAAAUAUCGAAUCGCAUCUGAAAUAGACAAUGCAGAACCUUUCUCCCAUUCCUCUUUCCCACCACUAACCUUAUUUCUUUUGAUUUUCCCGACCGUUGAUCUUUCUCUCUAUCCCUUCUUCUCAUGCAAAUCUCUAGUAGGAAGAAUUGAGGAAGAUCCAUUUCAUCUGUAUUGCUCACUGCUGAUCUCUCUCUGCCUUCUUCUCGUGCAAAAUCUCUAAUAAUAAGAAGAAUAGAGGGAGAAGAAGAAGUAGUUUGAUGGCGAAGCGCCCUGCCACAGAGAUAGCUGAAGAGGGACAUCCUUACGAUUUCCAUGUCUCCGGUCCCCGCAAUCUUUCGUUGCCGAAUUGGAGAGAUAUAAUCAGUUCUAGCUGGAAGGACAACAACUACAAAAGAACAGUAAUAGCCUGCUUCAUACAAGCAGUAUACUUGCUUGAACUUGAUAGGCAGGAGAAGAGAACAGAAGAAAAUGGUCUAGCUCCAAAAUGGUGGAAGCCCUUCAAGUACAAGUUGGUCCAGACAUUAGUAGAUGAAAGAGAUGGCUCUAUAUUUGGAGCGAUUAUAGAAUGGGAUCGAUUUGCAGCACUAGCUGACUUCAUAGUGAUGCCACCCAGCGGUGCUCCACGGGCUAUUCUAGCACUCAGGGGAACCUUACUGAAGAGCACAACAAUCAGGAGGGAUUUGGAAGACGAUCUUCGGUUUUUGGCAUGGGAAAGCUUGAAGGGGUCUGUUAGAUUCAAGGUAGCUUUGGAAGCUCUAAAUUCAGUGGUUGAUAGAUAUGGGAGCUGCAACGUAUGUAUUGCGGGCCAUUCAUUAGGAGCUGGUUUUGCUCUCCAAGUGGGUAAAGCAUUAGCCAAACAAGGAGUCUUUGUCGAGUCUCAUCUAUUCAAUCCACCUUCUAUUUCACUAGCUAUGAGUUUGAGAAACAUUGGAGAGAAAGCUGGGUUUGUAUGGAAGAGAAUCAAAGCAAUGUUUCCUUCAAGAAUUGAGGCUCAAUCCAAUUGUGCAGAAGAGAAUCCUGCAGGAGAAGGCAAGGUAUGUGUAGAAAUUAAGAAGUGGGUUCCACAUCUAUACGUUAACAACAGUGACUACAUCUGUUGUUACUACACAGAUCCGGUCGGAACCACUGAAAACCAUGCCAGUACUAGUGACAUUGUUGAAAAGCCAAAGAUGGAAACUCCAGGAAAUGUUUCAGCUAAGCUGUUUGUGAUGUCCAAGGGCCCACAGAAGUUUCUUGAGGCUCAUGGGUUGCAGCAAUGGUGGUCUGAUGACAUGGAACUCCAACUAGCUAUCCAUAACAGCAAACUCAUCAACAGGCAGCUAAAAUCCUUAUAUACCCUCCCUCAGCAACCUCAUGGAAAGCCAAAUUGAGAAAUUUUUUUUGAUUCUUAUUUUCUGUUUGUUGUGUUGCUCUUCUUGAGUACAAUUUUUUAAUCCCAUAAACUGUACUUAUGAUUGGGAAGUGAGUUCUUCGUUGUAAGUGUGGACAUUUACUAAUAAAAAUUCUCAAACAAGGGCAGUUUUCGAUUCU